This is a messenger RNA of Neohortaea acidophila, 858 nucleotides long. RefSeq lists its product as uncharacterized. The transcript is spliced from 2 exons. The record is from RefSeq and is a predicted model, not a curated record. Lineage: Eukaryota; Fungi; Ascomycota; Dothideomycetes; Mycosphaerellales; Teratosphaeriaceae. Bases 1 to 858 code for a protein of 285 amino acids.
AUGCUGCUGAAUCGACUGGCUUCCGGGUUGAGUCUGCUGAUACGCCUACCCAUGUGCCUGCUGCCGCACCAGCUGCUCCUGUUGUUGGCUCUGGGCAGAGAGAUUACGCCGGCGCAGUACGCGAUCAUUGCGGCUUCUUUUCCGGAGAACCCCACGCCCAAAGCCAUUCAGGAGCGCUUGACGAAGCUGCGCAAAGAACAGAAUGCCGAGACUACCCGUCUAGGCCUCGAUACAGCGGACCAGAAGCCCAUCCAUCCAGUCAACCCCGAGGAUGACGAUGCGGAGGAGGAGGACAACGAUGACGACGACGCCGCCCCUCCCUCCAAGUCCAAGGGCAAGCGCCCCGCCAACGAUGAUGCUCGCGCCUCCAGCUCCCGUCCGACCAAGAAGACUAAGCGCGCUCACCAGCCCACGACGGAGGAGGGGGAGCAGAAGCCGGAGACCGCGGCUGACCUCCGCGAGAAGGCCAUGCUGAGUGAAGAGACGCUCGCCGCCUUCCCCAUCAACCGUCCCUGUGACCUCUCCAUUGAUGCACUGAUGGACUUGCAACGCGCCCGCGACAUCCGUCUUCAGGCCAUGGUUGACGAGUUCCUUGCCAGCGCGACUACCACGACUAGGGUUAGGAACACUCUGGCGGCCGGUACCAAUGCGCUUCAACACAACCAAAACCUCUUGGGCCAGCUUGUCGGGGAGGCGAGCCGUCGUGCCCGUCGCCAAGCCGCUGCUGCUGAGGAAGCGGAGGAGGAGUAUCUGGACGAGGAGGCUGGAGAGGAGGAUGUGAAGGGCGAAGUCGAGGACGACGACUCGGACGAUGAGUACGGGGAGGAUAGCGAGGGGCACGCCGACCUGUACGACUGA